AUGGCAAAUGGAGGCUUGGGCUUUGUUGAGGAGGUGAUGAGGAUUCUGUGGGUGGUCUCGGAAAUGAUUUGGAAUGCCAAGAUCGCUUUCUUCUUGCUUCUACCCAAAACAUUUGAACUUGUCAUCCACUGGAACCCCCAGUGGUCGCCUGCCGGAGCCACCUGGUAUGGCAGCCCAGAUGGUGCCGGAAGCGACGGAGGUUCUUGUGGUUAUGGUAGUGCUGUGUCUCAGCGUCCUUUCUCUUCUCUUGUCACUGCAAUUGGCCCAAAUCUUUAUGAUUCCGGCAAAUCCAAUAUGCACGGGAAACAGAUAGUGCUCCAUGUGGACCAAGGGUCAAAUCCAAACUACUUUGCGGUGGUGGUUGAGUUUGAAGCGGGAGAUGGAGAUCUCGGAGCAGUUGAUCUGAAGGAGGGUUCGGGGUCAGGUGAAUGGAGGAGCAUGACACAAAAUCGUGGGGAGCGGUUUGGAAGUUGUCGACUAAAUUGA
Pistacia vera is the source of this 486-nucleotide messenger RNA. Its product is annotated as expansin-B11-like. The record is from RefSeq and is a predicted model, not a curated record. Gene Ontology annotation, cellular component: extracellular region. Gene Ontology annotation, biological process: sexual reproduction. The transcript has 4 exons. Bases 1 to 486 code for a protein of 161 amino acids. Lineage: Eukaryota; Viridiplantae; Streptophyta; Magnoliopsida; Sapindales; Anacardiaceae.